Messenger RNA from Daktulosphaira vitifoliae (grape phylloxera), 666 nucleotides. RefSeq names its product 60S ribosomal protein L21 (gene RpL21). Gene Ontology annotation, biological process: translation. The transcript has 5 exons. Gene Ontology annotation, cellular component: ribosome; cytosolic large ribosomal subunit. Gene Ontology annotation, molecular function: structural constituent of ribosome. Lineage: Eukaryota; Metazoa; Arthropoda; Insecta; Hemiptera; Phylloxeridae. The record is from RefSeq and is a predicted model, not a curated record. The coding region runs from base 145 to 621 and encodes 158 amino acids.
AAAUGAAAUAGUUGUACAAUUGUAAUAAACAUAACCUUAAAAUUAUAUUCCUACUAAAAUAUAAUAUUUUACUUAAAUCUCGCGUAGUACGUACACGUUUUUCUUAAAACUUUUGUUUUCAGACUGACUAAGUGACGCACUAAAAUGACCAACUCAAAAGGUUAUAGACAUGGAACUCGAGAUUUAUUCUCCAGAAAAUUCCGCAGACACGGAGUUAUCCCUCUGUCAACUUACAUGAAAGUGUAUAAAGUUGGCGAUCGAGUAGACAUAAAGGGAAAUGGUGCUGUACAAAAAGGUAUGCCUUACAAAGUGUAUCACGGUAAAACUGGCCGUGUAUUUAAUGUUUCUAAACAUGCUCUUGGAGUAAUUGUUAACAAACGAGUUCGUAACCGUAUUAUUCCUAAAAGAAUAAACAUUCGUAUUGAACAUGUUAACCCAUCCAAAUGUCGUGAUGAUUUCCUUAGGCGAGUGAAAGAAAAUGAAAAGAAAGUAGCUGAAGCCAAAAUAAAGGGCAUUAGAGUUUGCCUCAAGCGUAAACCACAAGGACCACGACCUGGACAUAUUGUCAGAGGUACAGAACCAAUUAGUUUAGCUCCUCUACCUUAUGAAUUUGUUGCUUAAUUGUGGUGUUAUAUGUGUAAGAAUAAAUGUAUGGUUCAAACACAA